Penicillium robsamsonii is the source of this 1584-nucleotide messenger RNA. It is a transcript of the gene faeB-2, whose product is annotated as putative feruloyl esterase. The transcript has 2 exons. Bases 1 to 1584 code for a protein of 527 amino acids. NCBI's taxonomy places the organism in Eukaryota, Fungi, Ascomycota, Eurotiomycetes, Eurotiales, Aspergillaceae. The record is from RefSeq and is a predicted model, not a curated record.
AUGACUCGCCUUCAUAGAUUGCCUUUGUUGGCAGCCUUAGGAUCACUUGCCCUGGCCAGCCAAGAUGCCUUCGAAUUUAAAUGUCUCAAGUUUGGUGAUGAAAUCAAUAUUCCCAGUGUCAAAGUCAACUUUGCCGAGUUUGUGCAGGGAGGCACCAACUUGUCCUUGGCGGACAACCCGCCUAGUUGCGGUAGCUCAAACCAGGAGGUCUCGGUAGACCUUUGCCGAGUCGCCAUGGCCGUCGCCACCUCGAACAACAGCGAGAUCACACUAGAGGCUUGGUUCCCUCGUGAAUAUAAGGGCCGUUUCUUGAGCACCGGAAAUGGCGGCAUCUCGGGGUGUAUCCAAUACUAUGAUCUUGCAUAUACUGCACAACUAGGGUUUGCUACCGUUGGUGCCAACAACGGACAUAAUGGUACCUCAGGAGAGCCUUUCUACCGCCGCCCUGAAGUAAUCAAAGACUAUGCAUACCGCUCUGUUCAUACGGGAGUUGUAAUAGGCAAGGAGCUCACCAAGCAAUUCUACGAAGAGGGCUUCAACAAGAGCUACUACCUUGGAUGUUCGACCGGUGGCCGUCAAGGUUGGAAGUCGGUUCAAAAAUAUCCUAAUGACUUUGACGGGGUGGUUGCUGGUGCCCCUGCUAUCAAUCUGAUUAACUUGUUUUCAUGGAGCGGUAGUUUCUAUCGCAUCACUGGCUCCCCAACUUCCGAUACAUUCCUGUCCACAUCUGAAUGGAAGAUCGUUCAUGAAGAGAUCAUCCGCCAAUGUGAUACGAUUGACGGCGCCAAAGAUGGAAUCAUCGAGAAUCCCGACCUCUGCCGCCCCGUCUUGGAAACAUUGACCUGUGACCCAACUGCCUCAAACAAAACAAGCUGUCUUACCAGCGCCCAAGUCAACACCGCCCAGCAAGUGUUAUCGCCACUGUAUGGAAUUAAUGGCACCCUGCUAUACCCCCGCAUGCAGCCUGGCUCCGAAAUUCUGGCCGCACCUAUCAUGUACAAUGGCAAACCAUUCCCAUACAGCGAAGACUGGUACCGUUACGUCGUCUACAACAAUCCGUCCUGGAGCGGGGCCAACUUUACAGUGAAAGAUGCUGCUGUCGCUCUCGCCCAGAACCCGUACAACAUACAAACGUGGGAUGGCGACAUAUCUCCAUUCAAAAAGGCCGGUGGCAAAAUCCUGCACUACCACGGCCUCCAAGACCAGCUGAUCAGCUCCGAAGACUCUAAAAUGUACUAUUCCCACGUCUCAAACACCAUGAAACUCCCACCCGCCAAGUUGGAUGAAUUCUACCGCUUCUUCCCUAUUAGCGGCAUGGGCCAUUGCGGUGGUGGGGAUGGUGCCUAUGGCAUUGGCCAGGGAAUCGGUACUUACGAUGGAACCAAUCCCCAGGACAAUGUGCUUAUGGCCAUGGUUCAGUGGGUCGAGGAAGGCAAGGCACCGGAGACCGUUCGUGGUGCUAAGUUCUCUAGUGGUCCUGGCUCUAAGGUCGAGUACAAGCGCAAGCACUGCCGCUGGCCUCGACGCAAUGUGUUCAAGGGGCCUGGGAAAUACACCGAUGAGAAUUCUUGGCAGUGCGUUUAG